Molecule: messenger RNA, 1302 nt
Organism: Fusarium pseudograminearum CS3096
Lineage: Eukaryota; Fungi; Ascomycota; Sordariomycetes; Hypocreales; Nectriaceae
Exons: 2
Coding region: 1-1302 (433 amino acids)
Biological process (GO): glucan catabolic process
Cellular component (GO): extracellular region; cell surface
Molecular function (GO): beta-glucosidase activity
Source: RefSeq, a predicted model, not a curated record
AUGCAUUUCUCACAAUUGGCUUCACUGGCACUUGUUGGCUCUGCUACGGCUUGGCUUCCUCAUGAACGUGAUUUGGCUUCGUUCAAUCAAACUGCCAGAUUCGAACAACUUGGAAAACGCUUCAAGCCAAACUUGGGUAGUGGUAUUACCAAGAUUCGCGGUGUCAACUUUGGCGGCUGGCUUGUUUGUGAAAAAUGGCUUCAAGAAGAUACAUGGGCAAACAAGCUUCAAUGCGGCAACUCUGCAUCUGAGUUUGACUGUAUGAACGAUCACUACAAAGGCAGCAAUCGCGAAAAAGGAAAUCAACGUUUCGAAGAGCAUUGGAAGACUUGGAUUAAUCCUGAUACUGUUCAGUCUGUUCACGAUGUUGGAUUGAAUACCAUUCGGAUUCCCAUUGGGUACUGGUCUUACACAGCUAUUGUGGACAAGGCUUCUGAGCCUUUUGCUGAUGGCGAUCGAAUGCUGCCUUAUCUCGAUGCUGUCGUUAAAAAGGCUGCUGACUUGGGUAUCUAUGUCAUCAUGGAUCUCCAUGGCGCUCCUGGUGGACAGCAGGAAGAUGUCUUUACAGGCCAGAACAACAAACCGGCCGGAUUCUACAAUGACUAUAAUUUUGGACGCGCGGAGAAGUGGCUUGCUUGGAUGACGAACCGUAUUCACACCAACCCUGCUUAUUCCACCGUUGGUAUGAUUGAGGUUCUCAACGAACCUGUUUCUCGCCACGAUGGAGGUAAUCGAUACCCUGCGCCGGGUCAGGAUCCAGGCCUAAUUCAAAAAUACUAUCCCGCUGCUCUCAAAGCCGUUCGCGACACGGAAUCGGGCCUUAAAGUCUCCAACGAUAAGAAACUUCAUGUUCAAUUCAUGUCGAGCAAGUGGGACUCUGGUGAUGCACGCACGCAAUCAUCUAUCGCCAACGACGCACUCACUGCUUUCGACGAUCACAACUACAUCGGCUUUGCUCUGAACGACAACCAAAACAGCAACGGAGAUGCCUACAAGCUUAUGCACAGCGCCUGCACAGAUUCCCGUCUCGUCAAGGGACAGGACUUUAUGCUUACUGGCGAAUGGAGCAUGACGUCCAACUAUGACUGGAAGGAUAAAGAGUUUUUUAAUAAAUUCUUUACUGCGCAGCAGCAGUUGUAUGAGGUGCCUGGUAUGGCGGGGUGGGUGUACUGGACGUGGAAGACGGAGACAAAUGAUCCUAGAUGGACGUAUUCGUAUGCUACGUAUUUGAAGUAUAUUCCUACUGAUGCGGCGGGGUUGCAGAAUAAUGUUUAUCGGGAUGUCUGUGCUGGCUAUAGAUAA